CCUCCCUUUUGUUCCAGUGUGCUCAUGAAGAGGGAAAUUAACAGAUACUUGUUCUUGCUUGCUUUGCCACGGCUUUAGUAUAAACGUACUUUUAAAUCUGUGGGUUUAAAACACAUCAGAGGAUACAUGGUCUGUGCUUCUACUAAAACAAUGAGCAUUCAAGAUAAAGCAAAGUUUGUUGAUCGCAACUGGGCAGAGUUGAUUCAAGACGUUUCAGAGGUAAUGGCAAUAACCGAGGCGCUUGGAGACAUGGUCCACCCUGAAACCUUAUCCAAGAUUGGAAGACAGGACACAAGCCAGGAUAAAAUGAGAAUGCUUCAUGGGCCUCUACAUUCAGGGGGCGAUAAGGUCAAGGCAGCCUUCUACGACGCCCUCAAGGCUCAACAUCUCCACCUAGUGGAGAGGCUUGGUGGUUCAUUCUGAAGACACUGUGGCCGUGCGCAUUCUCGCAGGUGCAGAAUACUUUGCAUGCCUCACCUACUUUCAUCUUUUGUAAAAAAGUUCAUAUAUGUUAUGCUUUUAUACAUAUUGUUGAGAUUUUAUAAAUUCAUAUUCUGUAACAUAUCAAGUUUUACAUUUAAGGAUCUUUGAAAAACAAAAAUUGUUCUUAAUAAACAUGUGUUUAAAAAUA
Trematomus bernacchii (emerald rockcod) is the source of this 631-nucleotide messenger RNA. RefSeq names its product NACHT, LRR and PYD domains-containing protein 1b allele 3-like. The record is from RefSeq and is a predicted model, not a curated record. The transcript is spliced from 4 exons. Lineage: Eukaryota; Metazoa; Chordata; Actinopteri; Perciformes; Nototheniidae. The coding region runs from base 127 to 423 and encodes 98 amino acids. Gene Ontology annotation, biological process: regulation of apoptotic process.